Molecule: messenger RNA, 1506 nt
Organism: Penicillium cinerascens
Lineage: Eukaryota; Fungi; Ascomycota; Eurotiomycetes; Eurotiales; Aspergillaceae
Product: flavin-containing monooxygenase
Exons: 1
Coding region: 1-1506 (501 amino acids)
Molecular function (GO): N,N-dimethylaniline monooxygenase activity; NADP binding; flavin adenine dinucleotide binding
Source: RefSeq, a predicted model, not a curated record
AUGAACGGCCACGCAAACGUGCAGUCCGAGUCGCGCUUCGACGUCGUCAUCGUCGGCGCGGGCAUCUCCGGCAUCAACGCCGCCUAUCGUCUGCAGGAACGCCUGCCCGGUCUCAGCUAUGCUAUUCUCGAGGCCCGCGAUGACCUAGGCGGGACCUGGGAUCUAUUCAAGUACCCCGGUAUCCGAUCCGAUUCCGAUCUGUUCACCUUUGGCUUCGCGUUCAACCCGUGGAACCGCAGCAACCCCAUUGCGGAGGGCGCCGCCAUCAAGACGUACGUGCGGGACACCGCGGAGAAGUUCGGUAUCGAUAAGCACAUUCGCUACCGGACCAAGCUGCAAUCGGCCGACUGGUCGAGUAAGGAGCAUACCUGGGCCCUGAACGUGGACGCCGAUGGAAAAUCCAAGACGCUGACCACGCGCUACGUGAUCUUCGGCACGGGCUACUACAACUACAACCAGCCUCUGGAAGCCAAGAUCUCCGGUCUGGAGAACUUCAAGGGCCAGAUCAUCCACCCUCAAUUCUGGCCCGAGGACCUCGACUACGCCAACAAGAAGGUCGUCAUCAUCGGCAGUGGAGCCACGGCCAUUACUCUGCUCCCCAACAUGGCCGAAAAGGCCCAGCGCGUCACCAUGCUCCAGCGCAGUCCGACCUACAUCUUGUCUCUCCCCAACCGCAGCGCCAGCCGCUGGCUAGCCUACAUCCUACCCACCUCCGUGUACCAGCGCUUGCAGCGCGUGAUCUGGAUCAUCACCACUCGCAUCUUCUUCGUCUUCUGCCAGCGCUUCCCCAACUUCUCCCGCUGGAUCCUCCGGCAAACCGUCACCCGCCAACUGCCCGGUCACAUCCCUUACGACCCGCACUUCAAGCCCAGCUACAACCCCUGGGAUCAGCGGUUGUGUGUCUCUCCCGAUGGAGACUUCUUCCAGUGUCUGCGUAAAGGCAAGGCCGACGUUUGCACGGAUACCAUCAAGACGGUUACGAAGAAGGGUAUCGCCCUGAACUCGGGCAACUCCCUUGACGCCGAUAUCAUCGUUACCGCGACCGGUCUGAAGUUGCAGAUUGCCGGUGGCGCCACCCUGACCGUUGACGGAGAGAAGCUCGAUGUCGGGUCCAAGUACAUCUGGAACGGCGUCAUGCUGCAGGACCUGCCCAAUGCCGCCUUCGUCAUCGGCUACACCAACGCUUCAUGGACCUUGGGCGCCGAUGCGACCGCCCAAUUCGUUACCAGAUUGGUCAAGGAGAUGGAGUCCCGCAAGCUCAUCGCAGCCACACCCCGCCUCAAGUCCUCUCAGGCCGGCACCCUCCUGGAGCGACCCCUGCUCAACCUCAAGUCGACCUAUAUCAAUGUUGCCCAGCGCACUCUCCCGAUGGCUGCCGAUCAGGCGCCCUGGCAGGCGCGUGACAACUACUCCAAGGAUAUGAAAUUCGCCCUGAAGGGUGACAUUGACACCGGGCUGGAGUUUGUGCAGGGUCCGAGCUUCCGUCUUCGUCCCGUGGUGCAGUAG